CACCCCGUGGCUGCGGGAGAAGCAAGUCGGAGGAGCCCAAAGGUGCUUGCGGAUCUCCCGUAGCUGAGCUGCGUUUCCUUUAAGUACACGGCUGGAUAAUGCCGCUUGCGCACGCGACUGGGCACGUGUGCAGGGGUUGGGGGGGUCAGGCAGAACAAGCCGCUGCGCAUUUUACCCAAGAGUAAUCCCACCUGAACCCAGCGGGCUUCAUGUCAAAGCAGAUAAUGGAGACGUGAAGAAUAAUCUCAAGGUAGAAAUGUCUCAACAACAGAAACAGAUUGAGAUAUUGGUGAAGCCAUUGGAAGAGACCUUAUCUCAGUGCCAUGCCAAGGCAGAAGCCGCUGAACAGCAACAUGGAUUGUCGAGACAACAGGGGAAGACCUUGGGGUUGGGAAUGGAUGAGUCCACCCUGGGUGAGGAAAGCUUCAAGGACCAAAGCGAAAUCUCGGCCCAGGGAGAGAUGGAAAAAGACAAGGGACUAGUAAUUUUAGAAGAAGAGAAGAAUGCAGACCUCAUUACUUGUGGGAGGAACUUUACGGCAGUGACAUUGUAUGGAUGCUCAGACGAUGGAAACUCCUCCUGUAUGACCUCUGAAAAUCAAUGGGAUCAUACUGCAAAGGAGAAAAUAUACACAUCUUUGGACUUUGGGGACUCCUUUGGUAUGGAUGCUGGCUUUAUCAAGCAUUAUGGAACCCACACAGGAUGCAAAACGUUUCAAUGCUCGGACUGUGGGAAGAGCUGUGAAACAAAAAACCAGUUGCUUGUGCAUAUGAAGGUGCACACAGGGGGAAACCCACUUAGAUGCACCAUCUGUGGGAAGAGCUUCUCUCAGAACGGAGACCUCUCUGUUAAUGAGAGAAUCUACACAGAAGACAAAAUGUUUAUGUGCUCAGAAUGCAAUAAAUCCUGCCCCCACAACACUGUACUUGGACGUCCCCAACCCCAGACAGGGGAGGAACCAUAUAAAUGUUUAGACUGUGGGAGAUCCUUCACUCGGAACUCUGACUUUCGUAAACAUCACAGAACCCACACGGGAGGGAAACCACAUAAAUGCCCAGACUGUGGCAAGACUUUUGAUAAGAAAUUUAAGCUAGAGACGCAUGUGAGAAUCCAUACUGGGGAGAAACCUUUUAAGUGUUUGGACUGUGGGAAAAGCUUUGCUCAGAAGGGAAAUCUUGUGGUUCAUGAGAGAAGCCAUACUGGGGAGAAACCAUACAAGUGCUUGGAUUGCGAGAAGUCCUUCAGUGUGAAUGCAGACCUUAUUAGACAUCACAGAAUACACACAGGGGAAAAGCCAUUCAAAUGCCCAGAGUGUGGGAAAUUCUUCAGGACACACUCUGAAAUGUACAGGCAUCAGAGAACUCACCCAGGAAACAAACCAUUCGACUGCUGGGACUGUGGCAAAACCUUUAGUCAGGAAGCCCACCUCGUGUCACACCUGAGAAUCCACACUGGGGAGAAGCCCUACAAAUGUCCAGACUGUCGGCAAAGCUUUGCCCAGAAAGGGAACCUUAUUCUUCAUCAGAGGACCCACGUGGAAGAGAAGCCGUAUAAAUGCUUGGAUUGUGGGAAAUCCUUCCGUGCAAAAUCUAAGCUCAUAGAGCAUCAGAGGCUUCACACUGGGGAGAUGCCCUAUGAUUGCUCAGACUGCGGUAAAAGCUUCAGCCGGAAAGGGAGCCUCCUUGCCCACAUGCACUUCCAUUCCGGGAAGAAGCCGUAUGAAUGCUCCAUUUGUGGGAAAUCCUUCAUUAUGAACUCUGAUCUCCUUAGACACCAGAGAACUCACACAGGAGAGAAACCGUAUAAAUGCUCAGAUUGCGAUAAAAGCUUUAGUCGGAAAGACGGCCUGCUCAAACACCUGGUAAUCCAUUCUGGGACAGAACUGCACAUUCAGGAAAAGCCAUACGAAUGCUUGCACUGCGGCAGGAGUUACAAUUACAAACAGAACCUCAUUGUGCAUAGGAGAACUCACACUGGAGAAAAGAGAUUUAAAUGCGCAGACUGUGGUAAAACCUUCAACACAAACUCUGAACUUACCAAACAUCGGAGAAUGCACACGGGGGAGAAGCCGUACAAGUGCUCCGAUUGUGAGAAAAGCUUCGCCCAGAGGGGAGGCCUGGUUGCCCACAAGAGGACCCACACGGGGGAGAAGCCGUACAAAUGCACUAUUUGUGGGAAAUGUUUUAGUCUGAGCUCUUGCCUGAUUAGACACCAGCAAAUCCACACAGGGGAGAAACCCUAUCAGUGCCCAGACUGCGGACAGUGCUUUACUCACAAAAGGAACCUUGUCAAACACACUGCAAGCCACCAAGAAGAAAAACCAUAUAACUGCUCAGACUGUGGGAAAAGUUUUGGGAUAAGUUAUCACCUCGUUCAGCACCAGCAAAUCCACUCAGGAGAGAAACCGUAUAAAUGCUUGGAAUGCGGGCAGAGUUUCACUCACAAGAGAAACCUUGUGGUACAUGCGAGAAGCCACACGUCAGAGAAGCUCCACAAAUGCCCAGACUGUGGGAAAAGUUUCCCUCACAAAAAUAAUCUUGUCGAGCAUAUGGAAAUGCAUGCAGGGGAGAAACCGCAGGAAUGCCCAGAAUGUGGGGAAAGUUUCACUGAUCUUCUUGUUCUUAUUAAGCACAGAAGAAUCCACUCAGAGACAGCCUUGGAGGAAUCCUCCUAUUGGGAGAAGAUACUUUGUUGAAACGUGCAUGGACGUUUACCGCAUAUUAGAGAAAUUACACUGUAGGAGAUGCUUAGACUCAAGAAGGCCAAAUGUUAGGAAGUGUGAAACCAGUGAGGGUGGUGAAUGCCCUGUGUGAGUAUCUGGAGGAGGAAUGGCGGUUGAUGGGUUGAGGUUGAAUCCCAACAAGAUAGAAGUACUGUUUCUGGGGGGCAGGGAGCAGGCAGAUGUGACAGACUCCCUGGUCCUGAAUGGGGUAACUCUGCCCAGGUGCAGGUUACUGUAAUUAUGUGUCCACGGCAGCUGUCUACCAGCUUCAUCUGGUACCCCGGCUGAGACCCUACCUGCCUGACAACUGUCUCGCCAAAGUGGCAUGUGCUUAUCUUCCGCUUGGACUACUGCAAUGUGCUGUACGAGGGGCUACCUUUGAAGGUGAUUCAGAAACUACAGGUAAUCCAGAAUGUGGCAGCUAGACUGGCGACUGGGAGCAGCCACCGGGACCAUAGAGCACUGGUUCUAAAGGAUCUACGUGGGCUCCCAGUAUGUUUUCGAGCACAAUUUAAAGUGUUGGUGUUGACCUUUAAAGUCCUAAGCAGCUUCUGCCCUGUAUACCCAAAGGAAUAUUCCAUCUCCAUCAUCCAGCCUGGAAACUGAGGUCCAGCACGGAGGGUUGUCUGGUGGUUCCCUCUCUGUGAGAAAUAAAGUUACAGGGAACCAGGCAAAGGGCCUUUUUUGUAGUGACUGUGGAAUGCCCUCCCAUCAGAUGUCAAUGAAAUACACAGCUAUAUGACAUUCAGAAGGCACCUGAAGACAGCCUUAUAUAGGGAUGCUUUUACUGUUUGAUGUUUUACUGUGUUUUUCUGUUCUGUUGGAAACUGCCCAGAGUGGAUCGGGCAACUGAGUCAGAUGGGCGAUGUACAAAUAAUAAAAUUAUUAUUAUUAUUAUUAGUGCUCCAUGUACACAGGCGUAUAAACAUCAUAGCUGCCAAGUCUCCCGUAUUUCCAGCUGUUCCCAGCCGAAAAAACGGAUUUUUUUUGUUUCCCCCCCGGUAUAUUCUGGCGCG
This is a messenger RNA of Zootoca vivipara (common lizard), 3738 nucleotides long. Lineage: Eukaryota; Metazoa; Chordata; Lepidosauria; Squamata; Lacertidae. The record is from RefSeq and is a predicted model, not a curated record.